Molecule: messenger RNA, 3461 nt
Organism: Orycteropus afer afer
Lineage: Eukaryota; Metazoa; Chordata; Mammalia; Tubulidentata; Orycteropodidae
Gene: WWC3
Product: WWC family member 3
Biological process (GO): regulation of hippo signaling; cell migration; negative regulation of organ growth
Cellular component (GO): cytoplasm
Molecular function (GO): kinase binding; molecular adaptor activity
Source: RefSeq, a predicted model, not a curated record
AAGCCAUUGACCUUUGCUGAUUGUGUUGGGGAUGAACUUCCUUUAGGAUGGGAAACUGUAUAUGAUAAACAAAUUGGAAUUUAUUACAUGGACCACAUAAAUAAGCUCACCCAGAUUGAGGAUCCCCGAGAACAGUGGAGACGAGAGCAGGAACGGAUGUUGAAGGAGUAUUUAAUUGUAGCCCAGGAGGCUCUCAAUGCCAAGAAAGAAAUAUACCAGAUUAAGCAGCAGCGGUUUGAGCUGGCCCAGGAGGAGUACCAGCAGCUACACAAGAUGUGUGAGGAUGACUGCCGCUCGUAUGCCAGCUCUUUCUCUGGAUAUUCAACAAAUACAAAGUACGACCCACACCAAAUUAAAGCAGAAAUUGCGAGUCGUCGGGAUAGGCUUUCCAGAUUAAAACGAGAGCUGACCCAGAUGAAGCAGGAACUGCAAUACAAGGAAAAGGGAGUGGAGACCCUGCAAGAGAUUGACCGGAAGAUGUCAAGUGCUCAUACCAACUAUAAGCUGGAUGAGGCACAGGCCAUCAUGAGUGAACUCCGGACCAUCAAGAAAGCCAUUUGCACAGGCGAGAAGGAGAGGCGGGACCUGAUGCAGAGCCUGGCUAAGCUAACUGACGGCUUCAAGAAUAGCUGCUCUCUUAUGGACUCAUUACAAGAUUUCCCUCCCAAUCCAGGCACACUGGGCGAUUCUUGUUUACCUCAACAAUUCUGCGAUGCUGGGUCUCAGACCGACAUCAUUGGAGAGUUUGUCUUUGAUGAUAAAACAAGACUUGUGGACCGAGUCCGACUUAACUGGCAGUAUGAAGAAGCCAGAAAGAGAGUCUCCAGUAUCCAGCAGCAGCUGGCCCAGCUUGAAAAUGAGUCCUGGCCAGGAAUGGCUGAGGCCGACAGGGAUCGGCUCCAGCUCCUCAAAGAGAAGGAAGCCUUGCUUCAGGAGCUUCAGCUCAUCCCUCAGCAGAGGAGGUCGGCAGAAGAUGUGGCGCGACUGGAGGAGGAGAUCCAGCGAGCCCGAGCCACAUCUGCACAGGGUGCCACGGAAAGGAUUCUACUUCAGGAGAAAAGAAAUUGUCUACUGAUGCAGCUGGAAGAAGCUACCCGCUUAAAGUCCUAUCUCCAGUCCCAGUUAAAGAGCCUGUCUGCCAGCACCCUGACGGUGUCCUCGGGGAGCAGCCGGGGCUCCCUGGCCUCCAGCCGAGGCUCACUGGCCUCUAGCCGAGGUUCCUUGAGCUCUAUCAGCUUCACCGACAUCUAUGGCCUGCCACAGUAUGAGAAACCCGAUGCUGACGGCGGCCAGCUUUUGCGCUUCGACCUAAUUCCCUUUGACUCUCUGGGACGAGAUGCCCCCUUUUCUGAUUCCCCUGGCCCCUCCAGCUUCAACAAGCAGAGGCGGUCCCUGGACACACCCCAGUCCCUGGCUUCCCUGUCCUCCCGCUCCUCCCUGUCUUCCCUGUCACCCCCAAGCUCACCUCUGGACACACCCUUCCUUCCGGCCUCGCGGGACUCUCCUUUGGCCCAGAUGGUGGAUGGUUUUGAAGUGCCAGGCCUGGGCGCAUUAGACAGACUGCGGACCCAGGCCUCUGCUCUGGGGGAUGAAGAACUGCAGGGAACAAUGUCCCUUCAGCCACACCUAUUCCCCUGCGAUGGGGAAGGAUCGCGCGAGCGAGGACCCCAACUGGCUGGUGCUCCUGCAGGUGGAACAGUGACUCUUCGAGAAGACAGUGCCAAGAGGUUGGAGAGGCGAGCUCGCCGUGUCUCUGCUUGCCUGUCGGAUUAUUCUCUAGCCAGCGACAGCGGGGUGUUUGAACCUUUAACCAAAAGGAGCGAAGAUGCCGAGGAGGCUGCCUAUGGUGAGGCUGGCAGUCAUGAAGAGCCCCAGAUCCACGUGGGGUUUUUGCACGAUAGCGGCAGUGAAUGUCUCCUCGUGAAUGUAUUGCAGCUGAAGAACUUUGCUGGGCUGGGUGUGAAGGAAGACUGCAAGAUACACAUCCGCGUCUACUUGCCUCCACUCGACUCUGGCACGCCCAACACCUACUGCUCUAAGGCUCUAGAAUUCCAGGCUCCGUUGGUGUUUAAUGAAGUUUUCAGAAUCCCUGUGCAUUCAAGCAUGUUGACAGUGAAGUCCCUUCAAUUAUAUGUCUGUUCCGUGAAUCAUCAGCUGCAGGAAGAGCUCUUGGGCAUUGCGCAGAUUAACUUGGCCGACUAUGAGAGUUCCAGUGAAAUGCAGCUGCGCUGGUAUUCCGUCCAGGUCUUCACCAGCUCUGAGCCACAGAGUACCAGGGAGAGUGAGCGUGGGGAAGAAUGCAUAGCACAGGAGCCUUCACACUCCGACUUUGGGAAAACGGAUGCUGUGACUGUGCUUCUGGCGAGAACCACAGCCCAGCUGCAGGCCGUGGAGAGGGAGUUGGCGGAGGAGAGGGUGAAGCUGGAGUGCACUGAGGAGGAGAUCCUCCAAGUGGAGCGGCGGGAAGGCCACGCAGAGGCUGCCCCCGACAGGAGUUGGCAAGCUGACUCGGUCGAUAGUGGGUGCAGCAACUGCACCCAGAAUAGUCCCCUGUACCCAGAGCCCUGUUGUGUUGGUGUCAAAUCCAUCCAUGGCCACACGUUUGCUGGCCAGACAGAUCCUUACAUCCCCGAGCAACUUCAGCCCCCACCUCUUAAGGUUGAUAAGGAAACCAACACAGAAGAUCUCUUCCCAGAAGAAGUUGCAAGUCUUCCAAAAGAGAGGGCCAGCCGCAGGGCCCGUGGGUCUCCUUUUGUGAGGAGUAGCACUAUCGUCCGUUCACAGACGUUCUCACCUGGAGCACGAAGCCAGUAUGUUUGCAGACUUUAUCGUAGUGACAGCGACAGUUCAACGCUGCCGCGGAAAUCACCCUUUGUCCGAAAUACUUUGGAAAGACGAACCCUCCGCUAUAAGCAGUCCUGUAGGUCUUCCCUAGCCGAGCUUAUGGCCCGUACCUCCCUCGACCUGGAGCUGGAUCUCCAGGCGUCAAGAACGAGGCAGAGGCAGCUGAACGAGGAGAUCUGCACCCUUCGUGAACUGAGGCAGCGAUUAGAAGAUGCCCAGCUCCGAGGCCAGACCGACCUACCCCACUGGGUGCUUCGGGAUGAGCGAUUCUGGAACCUGCUGAAGGAAGCAGAGAGGCAGACAAGACAGACCAAACUUGAGCACCAUCAGGAACAGGCAGCUGAGAAGAUGCUGAAGAAAGCCUCUAAAGAAAUCUACCAGCUGCGAGGGCAAAACCACAAACAGCCCAUCCAAGUGCAGACCUUUAGGGAGAAGAUAGCAUUUUUUACCAGACCAAGGAUUAACAUACUUCCUCUGCCAGCCGAUGACGUUUGAUGUAGUGCCUUGUACACAUGAAGUAUUUAUCUGCCUGUUUUAUUUCCAUGAGUUCUUAUACUAGCUAAAUUUAUCUUUAAAAUGUUUGUGCAAAGCUAUUAAUAUACACAUUUUGUAAAAAA